AUGACCGCACUGCAAAUUGCCUCGGCCGAAGGACAUCGCAAUGUUGUCAAACUCCUCUUGAAGGCUCGGGCAGAUGUCAAUACUUCAAGCUCCCUGCAUAGGACAGCUCUGCUCGCAGCAGCCUCGAGAGGUCAAGUCGAGGUCGCACGAAUCCUGAUCCAGUACGGUGCUGAUGUGAAUGCCAAAGGUGGUCAAUAUGGAAACCCUCUUCAAACAGCUGCCGUGGUGUGCAAGACAGAAAUGGCAAGGAUAUUGCUCGAUGCCGGCGCGAGUGUCCACGCCCGAGGCAAAGCAUUGUUCGUCUGCUUGUGGACAGGGGGAGCCGACAUCAAUGCUCCGGGCGAGAUACUCGGCACGGCGCUAGAGGCUGCCAAGGGCACUUCAAGGUUUGACGUUUUUGAUCUCCUCUUGUCCUAUGGAGCACCUGCGCCAGACUUGAAAGUCUCUAAUCCCAAAGUGCAAGUUGUCCAAAUGCUGUCAGAAGGCGUGAGUGGCGAUACUCAAAGGGAUGAGAAUGUCGGCGUGGACGAGGCCCUUGAAAAUCCAAUCACCUUCGCUGGUCCCCAAACCAGUGAGGAAAGCUUGCGUUUGGACGGGAGUCAGGACACAGCAUCGAUCGAUACAUCUAGACCGAACGUCGCCAACAAUACUUCAGGACCCCCAGACGGCCGACCGCCUCCUUCACUUUCUAUACCGGGCAAGCAUCACGAUGAUGCUAGGUCCGCAUGGCCUACGCCAUCUUCAUCAUCUUUAGACUUGUCCAAUUGGCCUCUACCUGCUCCACCUCCUCUCCUCCUAAAUGGCUUGCCAGUACUCACAAACAAGUCAUCAAAGACGAGUUCUCGUUUUCGAGAUGAAUCAUUCAAGCUCUCUCAUAGAGAUUAUACUGUCGCUUGCAUAUGCCCAAUGGCCAUUGAAUUGGCUCCUGUGGAUCCCACACUUCCGACAAUCGGGGCUCGGAACGCUUACACAAUGUGA
This is a messenger RNA of Rhinocladiella mackenziei CBS 650.93, 978 nucleotides long. RefSeq lists its product as uncharacterized. Gene Ontology annotation, molecular function: protein binding. The transcript has 2 exons. The record is from RefSeq and is a predicted model, not a curated record. NCBI's taxonomy places the organism in Eukaryota, Fungi, Ascomycota, Eurotiomycetes, Chaetothyriales, Herpotrichiellaceae. Bases 1 to 978 code for a protein of 325 amino acids.